AAUAUGGCACAGUAUCAACUAUAUUCAUCCGCUAAUGAAGCAGCGUCCGUCACCCGUUGUCCGGUAGAUUGUCGAAUUCCUGAGUAUGGUUCUGAAGCCCCACAACCAACAUACAAUCAAAACAGUGCUACCCCGUUCACAAUUGAUUAUUCAUAUUUCAUAAAUGACAUUUCGUCUAAACGACAGCCGUCUCAACUUCGAGAAAUCACAAGGAUAUUAGAGAAACUACCACCAAACUGCAUAAAAUUAGGAGUAGGAGUACCAAACGUACUAACCUUUCCAUUCAAGAAGAUGAGUGUGGAAAUAAUUACCGGCGAGAAAAUUAAACUUCAAGGUCAAGAACUAUCUGAUGCUUUGCAAUAUCUGCCUUCGAUUGGGUAUCGACCUUUGAUAAAGAUAUUGGAAGAAAUACAAGAAAGGUUUCAUGGACCUCAAUAUUGGGAUAAAAGAAGUAUCGUUAUGACAUCUGGAGCACAAGAAGGAUUAUCCAAGGCCGUAGACAUGUGCAUGCGUUGCAACGACCCAGUGAUUAUGCCUGAUCCUGUUUACACAGGAGCCGUUGACUUGUUUAAACCAUAUGAUGCCGAAAUUAUACCGAUAGUACAAGAUUCUUGUGGUAUAGUUGUGGAAGAAAUUGAGAAAGUGUUAGCUGAAAGAAAAAGAAAAAUGAAGCCUAUACCCAAAGUUAGUCUGUUAUGUUAA
This is a messenger RNA of Diuraphis noxia (Russian wheat aphid), 702 nucleotides long. Its product is annotated as kynurenine/alpha-aminoadipate aminotransferase, mitochondrial. The record is from RefSeq and is a predicted model, not a curated record. NCBI's taxonomy places the organism in Eukaryota, Metazoa, Arthropoda, Insecta, Hemiptera, Aphididae. Gene Ontology annotation, molecular function: pyridoxal phosphate binding; L-kynurenine:2-oxoglutarate transaminase activity. Gene Ontology annotation, biological process: biosynthetic process.